Iphiclides podalirius (scarce swallowtail) is the source of this 1440-nucleotide messenger RNA. The record is from the annotation of a GenBank genome assembly. NCBI's taxonomy places the organism in Eukaryota, Metazoa, Arthropoda, Insecta, Lepidoptera, Papilionidae.
AUGGCUGAUAAAAGAAAAAAGAUUUUAUUUACAAAAGAAACAAUUACCACUAGACGUCCAGUGAUCCUAAAAUCUGACCGUGAAACUACGAAAGAUCAAAAUAAAGAAAAAUUGGAGAAAGAGAAACAACCCACAAUUAUUUUAAAAACACGAGAACAAAGCACACCCAAAGAAGAUAGGCCACAAAGUCCAAAAGCUCAAUCUUCUGAGAGUGAUGGUUACCAUCCUAACAAAAUUGCUCAAAAUGAAAAUAAGGAUAAAAAGAUUAUAGAACCAAAACCAAUUCCUAGCCUGAAACUUAUGACAAAACCUGUGAAAUUACUAGAUGAAAAUUUAGACUUCAACCAAUCUGCUUUGAAGUUCCUUCAAGAUUGUAACACCAAUUAUCUAGUCAUUGGGAUAAUGGGUAUGCAAGGAGUAGGGAAAUCAAUGAUAAUGAAUUUAAUUUAUCAAAACACUGUAACUUCAGACCUUUGCUCGCAAAUAUUGCAUUCUCAUGAGAUACCCAGUGAUACUUUGGAAACGAAUGAUGUUGACAGUAUUGAAACUAAAAUAGAGAGUUUGACCUUCACUAACAUUGAUGCAAAUGAUCCACAGAGUAAUAAUAAUUUUUUCAAAUUUAAAAUGCAAGAUAUGGAACAUAUAGAAAGGGGAGUUCACUGCACUAAAGGUAUAGAUAUGUAUGUUACGAACGACCGCGUUAUUCUCUUGGAUUGCCAACCUCUUUGGUCCCCUUCACUAAUUGACGAGUCCAACAGCAUAUCAAUGAAUCCAAGAUGUGCAAACAUUAUGACCGUUGAUUGUCUGGAGAUUGCCUCUUUCUUGAUGUCAAUCUGCCAUGUACUGAUUGCUGUACAGGAUUGGUUUGCGGAUUAUAAUUUCAUAAGGUACAUACAAACGGCGGAGAUGCUCAAGCCGACUCUGUCCGCAUCGAGCACGGUGCCCGCUGCCUCCGAGGGUACGGAGUCGACGAAUGACGGGGAAUCCCACCCGCACUUGCUGUUGCUGCAGAACAGGUGCCAAUUGGAGGACUUCACGCCGGAGUCCGUCAAGGCUAUGCAAGACCUCUACAGAAAGUCCUUUCAGCGGUCCAACCUGCAACUGAACUCCGGCAUGUACAUGUACAGCGACACAAACAGGAACGGCGCCCACGUGGACCAAGUGUGCAAGGGGUACAGUGUCGACACGUGUGGGCCCCCCAUCAAUCUGUUCCUUCUGCCCGACAUAUAUAGCGAUUAUGACAACAAGGACAUAUAUCGGGGCCAUCCGCCAUUCGAACAGUUGGCUGGGAGACUGCGCUGGCUGGUCUUGGGCGCCAAUAGACACCAGAUCACGAACGUGCCCAACCUGUCGGAGAAGGGCUGGUUCCAGUACUGCAGCAAGGCCUGGGAGACCAUAAGGAAAUGCACAUUCUUCAUAGAGUACGAAAGGCUGUUGCCG